Hyphopichia burtonii NRRL Y-1933 is the source of this 2314-nucleotide messenger RNA. It is a transcript of the gene PEX8, whose product is annotated as Pex8p. Bases 1 to 2262 code for a protein of 753 amino acids. The transcript has a single exon. The record is from RefSeq and is a predicted model, not a curated record. Lineage: Eukaryota; Fungi; Ascomycota; Pichiomycetes; Serinales; Debaryomycetaceae.
AUGUCGUUAGGUCCUCAAGGUCGAGCAUUGAUGAGUAUUGGGACGUACCAUAACCAGGUGCCUCAAGAUUUGGAUCUUUUGAUUCAUGAUUUGAGAUUCCCACUGCCAGAUACAACGAUUAAUAAGGUUUUAGGGUAUUUAUAUCAUUAUGUUCCAUACGUGAAGUAUGAGCAUAAUUUGAAACUUGUUAUUGCGAGUUUCUUAAAUAAUCCGCUUUGUUUUGGUAAUCCUGUUCCAUCAUUUGAACAGAAUUAUUUAAUAAUUGAAGUUUUCAAACUCAUUACUGAUAAGAAAUUGAAAAUAUCCAAACCCACCUUAUCUAUUAAAGCUUGGUAUGAUAUAAUAUUGACAGAGGUUGUGAAUUUUGCUUCUUAUAAGCCCAUUGAAAAUAGUUGGAAAGUGUUACCUAUUUUAUCUGGGUUGAUAUUAUCAAAUGAGUUGAGAGAUCAGUUGUAUACUGUGCAUAAUCCAAUUGAGUAUAAAUUCUACUUCAAAGACUGGGACAGUAAAGCCAAUCGUUUGUUCAAGAAAUGUUUGGGAUAUAACCUUUCCCAGUACCAAAAUAACGAUAUUACUUAUUUGAGUUUAAUUGGUUUGGCGGUAGUUUAUAAAAAAAAUGAAAAUGUUUUUGAUUAUACUGGCAAUAUCUCAAGUCAUUUCAUUGUUAGAAAACUAAUCCAAUUAGUAUUUGAUGACGUUACAAGUUCUGCAACUCAUAAUUUGUUCUUCAGUCUAAAUUCCAACGACCCUGACUUGGAUAACUUGAUCCUGGAACAAAUCAUCCAAAAACCAGUGGUUAAACAUUUGAAUAAGUUUUCUUUUCUACUUGAAAGCUAUCUAAAGAAAUUACCCAUAAACGAGCAAUCAUUUCAAUUGGUAGAGUCGGUGUUAGUAAUGAUGAAAAAUUUCAAUCAAAGAUUGUCUAUUGCCACUUCACAGCAUCCUAUUCUUAAUACGAAUCCUUCCAAAAUCAAUCCCAAUGAUCCCUUAAGCUCAAAAUUCUGGUUUUUCAUGAAAAGUUUAUUAUUUGCAGAAGUGAUUAUAUUUCAAGGAAUCAUGACACGAUUCCUCAUUACCCAGAACAAUUUCUGGAUUGACCCUUUCAAUAGGGUGUCUUUGAAAUCGAAACUUGAACUCGAAUACAAACAAAUCUCUUUUAAAAUUAUGCAUAGCUUGUACUAUUUGAAUUUCAUUUUACUUUCAAUCGGUCAAGGGGGGUUUGAUAAUUAUAAUUUCAUCUACUAUUUGACAUUGGAAAUUGUCUUGAAAAAUAAUCGUGGAAAUGAUUUUGAAAACUUUACCAGGUUUUUGAUUGGUAAUUACAAUGAAGUGAAUUUACAUGCCCAAGUUUUGAAUACAAAUUACCUUACCCGUUGUAAAGUUUCGUUUGUGUUAGGAUUAUGGGAAAAUUAUUUACAACAAGAUCACUCCAAAAACUCUGGCUUUAUUAAUAACGAAAUUUUCCAAAUUUGUUUGGGUAUAGUUAAAAAUCCAACUAUUGAAGAUUUUGAAUUGAUUGAAAUCUCUCAUUCGGUACUUCUAAUAUGUUUUUCAAAAACUGAUGAUACAGAUUAUCAACUAAGAAAAACAUUUGACUAUAUCGAACUUUUGCUUCACCAAUUUCCUCAAAUUUUGUCGGCUAACCAAUUAAGCAUCGCUAUUGAAACCUUGGGUAAGAAAAUACUAGCAAACCCUAUAAAACCGCCUGCAAAUUUUGAAUUCCACAAUUCUGCGGAAUACUUUUUGGAUUUUUUGAACUUAAAGUGCUCCAGUACCAUCCCUGGUGUUCAUAUCAAAAAACCUGACGAUACUGCAACGUUCAGCUCGGCUCAACCAAUUGUAGAAAUUGAUGCCGCAUCGACCUUAAGUCACAUCGACGAAAAGAAACACCCUUCAACUGAUAUAGUUGAUCGUAAUAAAAUGAAAAAACCAAAGGACAGAUUAAAAGUUGAUCUUAUAAACACUGGCCAACCCAAAAAACAGUAUCAAUUCACUCAACGUACAAUUCCAAACACUUCUAGGGAAGCAAUAAUCAUUUCUUUUUUUAACAUAAUCCCAUACUUUCCGUUAUCCAUCUUUAUUCAUUGGUUGAACAAAAUAUGGGAUUUGGUUCUUAGUAGUAACCCCGAAGAGCAAGAGUUUUUGGGACAAAGAUUAUGGAAGGUAUUGAGUGAAAAUUUGGACUUGAACAGGUCUGAAUUAGCGUACAGAUGGUGGUAUGAAGAGAAGAAUGCUGUGCAGCAUAAUCCCUUAAAACUUUGAGUUCUCAAUCUCCCUUAAUAUCAUAUAUAGUUUCAAAUUAACGAUACUGAUG